Erythranthe guttata (spotted monkey flower) is the source of this 1849-nucleotide messenger RNA. NCBI's taxonomy places the organism in Eukaryota, Viridiplantae, Streptophyta, Magnoliopsida, Lamiales, Phrymaceae. The record is from RefSeq and is a predicted model, not a curated record.
UAUUUUUGUGGAAAAUUGCAACAAAUUUUAUUUUUGAGUCAGGUGCAUUAAUUAUUGUAGUGGCAGGUGUGACAAAUUUGUUUGUCCAUAAUUAAUUAUGUAAUAGAUGGAUCCACCUGCAUGCUUAGUUGCUGCCAUUAAUUUUUUUUUUUGGGAUGGAAAUAUGACAUAAAUUUAAAACCUUUUUCAUUUAUUUAUAUUUAAAACCAUUAAUUUGCACCUCAACAUAUUUCAUGUUUUAGAAUUUAGAAUUUCAAAAAGCCCAUCGUUUUCGCUGUUGCCUUCACCAAAUCACAGGUAAAAUAAAUUAAAAAUAAGGUCAAUCUAUACAUCAAUAUCAAAUUGAUCUUGUUUUUCCUCAAACUUCAAUUCAUAUAACUUUUCAUCUCUCUCGAAAAAACGCCCCCCACGCCUAGAGAGAGAAAAUUGAUUGUUAUUUUAGUAUCAACCGCUCACAAAAUUGUUGUCACUAACAGUUUAAAAAUAUAUAUAUAAUCCCAGAUCAUCGAUUUGUAAACCGUUCUUCGCUUGCUACAUCUUCGAGGGUUUCGUUAUCAAUUCCUUUGAUUUAAUAUUGCAGAAAAAAAGGCGGUUUCUUUCUGUUAACUGAGGAUGAAAAAUGUUGAAUCUGAAAAGGGUUGGUUUGUGAUGUAAUAUGGCACUGUUGUUGGCUGCCAUCCAUAUAGAAGAUGCCGUUUUACAUUCGUCGCGAGGUUUCAAAGUUAUGGAAGAGAAUUUGUGCGGAGACCGCAACAGAAAUCAAUCUUCUAGCAGAAAAUUGGAAGUAUAUUUUAGGGGGUCUCAUCUUUCAGUACAUCCAUGGACUGGCUGCUCGAGGAGUUCAUUAUAUACAUCGAGCAGGACCAACACUUCAAGAUGUUGGCUUUUUCCUUCUUCCGGAGCUUGGGCAAGACAAAGCUUACAUUAGUGAAAUUGUAUUUACAUUCAUUUUCCUAUCUUUUGUCCUGUGGACUUUCCAUCCUUUCAUUUUGAAGGGCAAGAAAGUCUAUACUGUCCUGAUUUGGUGCAGGGUUUUGGCAUUCUUAGUCAUGAGUCAAUUUCUUCGGAUCAUAACAUUCUAUUCUACACAGCUGCCCGGUCCAAACUAUCAUUGUCGAGAGGGCUCAAAGCUAGCUAGGCUGCCUCCCCCUGAUAAUAUUCUAGAAGUUCUAAUAAUUAUUCCCAGGGGAGUGCUUUAUGGAUGUGGUGAUUUAAUAUUUUCAUCUCACAUGAUAUUUUCUCUGGUCUUUGUUCGGACAUACCAUAAAUACGGCACCAGAAGAUUAGUGAAGCAUUUUGCAUGGCUAAUUGUUGUGGUUCAGAGCUUUUUGAUAGUUGCAUCUCGUAAGCACUACACUGUCGAUGUAGUUGUCGCAUGGUACACUGUUAAUUUGGUGGUGUUCUUUGUAGACAAGAAGUUGCCAGAAUUGCCUGAUCGUCCCAGUGGAGGUGGGGCAUUUUUGCUGCCGUUGAGCAAAGAUAAUAAGGCUAAGGAAGAGAAUCACCACAAACUAGUCAAUGGAAAUUCUGGCGAUUCUGCUGACUGGAGGCCGAGAACUCAAAUCAACGGGAAGACUAUGGAACAAGGAAAUGUUGAAGCGGUUACUAUUGGUCCAUAAUCGAGACUCUCUCUCUCUCUCUGCUUAACACACACACAAACACACACACACACACACACACACACACACACACACAGAUUGUAACUCUGCUAUUCCAUACACAUAGCAAUGUAUAUAUUAAUUGAAUGUUUGGAUGGUUGAUGACAAGGACAAACUUCAUUUGCCCUUGUCGUCAUGUAUAUAUACAUAUACAUAUAUAUCUUAAUUAGCUUUGUCUGGAAAUCCUGGAA